Ahaetulla prasina is the source of this 754-nucleotide messenger RNA. Its product is annotated as transcription factor BTF3 homolog 4-like. The coding region runs from base 10 to 486 and encodes 158 amino acids. The record is from RefSeq and is a predicted model, not a curated record. NCBI's taxonomy places the organism in Eukaryota, Metazoa, Chordata, Lepidosauria, Squamata, Colubridae. The transcript has a single exon.
UAAAGCAAGAUGAAUCAAGAAAAACUGGCUAAACUUCAGGCUCAAGUCCGAAUAGGUGGAAAGGGUACAGCUCGUAGAAAGAAGAAGGUAGUCCACAGAACAGCAACAGCUGAUGAUAAAAAACUUCAGAGUUCACUUAAAAAAUUGGCAGUAAACAAUAUUGCUGGCAUUGAAGAGGUGAAUAUGAUAAAAGAUGAUGGAACAGUUAUUCAUUUCAACAAUCCAAAAGUCCAGGCUUCACUCUCUGCAAAUACUUUUGCAAUUACUGGUCAUGCUGAGGUCAAACCAAUCACGGAAAUGUUACCUGGCAUUUUAAGCCAACUGGGUGCCGAUAGUUUAACAAGUCUUCGAAAGUUAGCGGAGCAGUUCCCAAGACAAGUGUUGGAUAGCAAAGUACCAAAAUCAGAAGAUAUUGAUGAGGAAGAUGACGAUGUUCCUGAUCUUGUAGAAAACUUUGAUGAAGCAUCAAAAAAUGAAGCUAAUUAAUUCAUUAAUAGUUCUGGAAGUUGACAUGGACUAGAUUUAAGAAAUCAGCUGUGUGGUCCCAAAGUUUUACAAAAACAGCGAACAUUACCCGUUUAAUAGUUCAAUAAUAUAAAAUAUUUUGUAUUUUAAUUAUGCUGUUUGUUCAGCAUUUCCUGUCAGUUGAUUUUUGCAUUUUGCACUUACUCCAGGAUCUACCUUUUCAGUUAAAAAGAAAAAGACAUUUUCAGUGCAGAUUAAGGUGUGUGCGUGUAUGUGUGUGAAUGUAUGU